AUGGCACCAGUGGAGAAGAAGCUCGUGGCUGGGGAGAAGCUGGAGAUCGUGAAGAGGCGCACGCCCUUCGUGGAGCUGCCGCUGGGGGCCACCGAGGAUCGUGUCACGGGCACCAUCGACAUCGAGCGCGCCCUGAAGGAAGCUGGGAAGGCGUUCGAGCCUGGAAUUUUGGCGCGGGUGAACCGCGGUAUCCUCUACAUCGACGAGGUGACAUCCUGGCGGCCCGCUGCUGCAGCUCUUCGAGCCGCAGUGCUGUUGCGCCUCUACAGCAACCUCUUCAUCGAGGCUGAGCUCUUCGAGGAGUAUGUGGAGCGCGCAUGGGAUCUCUGGCACGGUUGCCGUGAGGAAGCUGGAGCACGCGAGGCUCACCUGGAGGAGGGCAUGGAGCUGUUCCUCACCACGCUCAAGGAAGCCAUCGCAGCCGAAGUUCCGGUGAAGGCCAACGAGUUGUUCCUGAUCUUCUACAGCCCGCAUGUUUGGAGGCGACCUCACGAAAGCAUGCAGCAGUACAUCAUCAGGCGCGAGCAGGACUUCAAGCGGCUGGAGGACCACGCCCCAGGCACCCAGGUUUCCGACAACCUCAGAUCCAUGAUGCUCCUCAUCUUCGGAGGUCUGGAUCACAGAGAGCAGCUGUCCGUUUUGAGCUCCGUGAACAAUGAGUACGACUUCAAGAAGAUCGCCCACGCGAUGCGCAUCCAGUUCCCCAGCAUUGCCGGCAAGCCAGUCCAUAGGCGUGACUAUCUUGGCGCUGGUCGGCAAGCCCCUGCAGCUCAUGGUCACCAGGCACCACGUUUUCGGUGGAAGCCGACCCGAGGCAAGCAGGUGCUCUCCGUCACUGAGGAGCCGGAUGAGGACUUCGAGAACAUCGACGAGGGCGAUGAGGCGUACUACGAGGAAUCCCAGGACACCUUCGAGGUUACGGAUCAGGACUACUCCUACUCCGAGGACGAAGGCCUGGACACCUUGAUGGCGGAGAUGUUCCCCGACAACGACUUCGAGGACGCAGAUGCCGCCGAGGUCCUCGCCACCAUUGCCCAGAUGCGGAUGAAGGGAAAAGGCAAAGGCAAAGGCCGCAGUAAAGGCAGCGGCAAGUCGACUUCAUCGCCUACAGGACCAUCCGGGAUUCCCUUCAGGGCAUCUGGUGAGAUGACCUUCGAUCAAAAGGCAAAGGAACAACGGCGGUCUGCCGUGAAGUUCCCCAAGACGAUCACCCCAUGCACCUCGUGCGGCCAGAAGGGUCACUGGCAGGGUGAUCAGAAUCUCUUCGUGCUGCACGAGAUGGAUGAGCAGUUCGAGGGAGACGAUGUCUACAUGGUCCUCAAGGACUACGGUGGUCUCUGCGAGCACAGCAUCUGUGCCGGCGGGCUUGAGAAGAAGUUCCACCGUGGGGCGAAUGGUCACGCGCGGUACAUUACCUGCAAGGAGCCCGAAUGCAACCGCAAUGUUUUGAAUGUCAAUCGCCGUGAACCUGCACAGCUCUGGAGGUCCAGAGAGCAGUUCAACCGCAUGACCAACGUCAAGCUCCUCGCCUUGGAGGACAAGCCCCCGGAGAAGCAGAAGACGGCCCGCAUUAUGCGACCCACGGGCCAACAGUGCUGGCUCUACGGGGUUCACCUGGUUCCUGGUAGCCCGCCUCCGGACUUCCCGCUCCUGUCGCCCGAGGACAUGGAUGUACUUCAACCUCUUCCGGGAGACGCUACCCACAUUGUCGGCGGCCCCUACCAUGGCUAUGCCUACAUCCAGGUGGCUGAGUCCCCCGACUGCAACCAGUACUGUGCCUACAUUAUCAAGAGAGCGCUGGACAAUGAGCCCAUGACGCCCGAUACGUUCCGCUUCGCCUUCUACCUGUAUGGCAGGAUCAUCUUGGUCUACAACUCGGGCAUGAAACGUCUUGGUGGCCCUAUGCUCCAGUGCCAGCAGGUCCACCCGGCUAUGGAUGUCGACCGCCUCAUCAAGGCCCCCAUCCAGAUGAAUCCUGAUGAUCAUCAACCGCAAGUACAAGAGUGCGAGGUGAUGAUGGCCAAUAGCUCAGACUCCGACCCAGAGGUCAUGGUCGCUAUGGCAGACCCCCCUGGCCUAGCUAUCCUGGAUAGCGGUUGCUCCAGGACUAUGCACGGUCGUGGAUGGGCUGCGGAGUUCGAGAAAGCGCUGACCGACCUCGGCCUGACCUUCGACACCAAGGCCAAGGAUCAGUCCUUCAAGGGCAUCGGGGGCCACAUCAAGAGCACCGAGAUCAAGAUCUAUCCCAUCGGGAUCGGUGGAAGGCAUGGUCAGCUCCACACAGCCGAGACCCCGGACAUGUCGCCGCUACUUCUGUCCAGACCCUUCAUGAAGAAGCUCGGCACGACCAUGGACGUGGAGCACGAGACCGUGAGCUUCACACAGCUGGGCCUCGAGGACAUUCCUAUGAUCCGCACCUCUCGUGGUCAUCUCGCUAUCAACCUCCUGGAAUUCGACAUGGAUAACCUCGACAUGUUCCACAUCGAGGAGGCGUUGGUUUCCUCGCCAACGGAGCCACCUACAAGCCCAGAGGAUGACCACUUCGCUGACCUCCCGUAUACCACGACGGUUGAGGACAUCGCCUACGGCAAGGUCUACGACGACCCACAUGACUUCGAGGCGUUCACUCAAGAUGAGCCCGGCGUCACGAAGAAGAACAAAAAGAUCGCGGCCCAAGAGUUAGCCUUGGACGGUGAUGACUGGUCCCGGCAGCAGACGCUCCAGAACGACCAUCUCACCCGAAAGCCACGCAAGCCUCCGUACGGCAAGACAUGGCUGAAGCAGAUCUUCGCCGGCCAGAUGGGCCUCACCUUGCUCGCCGUUGCCCUCGGCAUGAUGGUUGGUGCGCCACUGGAUUCGUCAUCAAGCGCCUGGGAUGCCGGAACAUCCAUGGGAGCUAAGCAGUUGGCGCAGGAUCUCAAGGUGGAGGACCCCUACGUUCUGGCGGCCUUGCCCGCCGAAACUGUGACAGCCCUCAGAGAAGAAGGCCGCAAGGUCCUGAGGCUGGUGGCCAAGGCCGUGGUAUGGAGACUUCAAGCCAAGCGCCACGUGUUCAUCGAGCAGCCCCUCAGGUCCCAGUCGUUGGACGAGCCCGAGAUGAAGCCCGUCAAGGACUAUGUCGAUAGCGGCCAGCUCAUCUACAUCAAGGUAGAUGGAGGCAUGAUGGGUUACAAGGACGCCGUCUCCGGCUACCCGCAUAAGAAGCCCUCGUAUUACCUCACGGACAUGAUCACCGCGCAGAGCAUCUUCGCACAUGCCGUAUGCCUCACUCCGAACCAGGUGGAGUUCCGAAGCGAAGGUCAAGCGGAUGAGCUACGGCCGGUCCUAAGCAUGACAGAGUCGGAAAGACGCAAGUGCUGGCUCCAGAUCGACCCGGACCUCCGCAAAACUCUCAGAGACCUCCACGUCAACUUCGGCCAUCCCACCAACGUCACACUGCAGCGGAUCCUCCGAAGACAGAAAGCUCGGCCAGAAGCCAUCAAGGCCGUGGACUACAUGCCCUGUGACGCUUGCGGUGAUAGCGUCCGCAAGAAGAGGCCCAAACCGGUCAGACUCCCUUCCGCCUACAAGUUCAACCACCACAUCCUGGUAGACGUGUUCCACGCCUAUGACAUCAUGAACAACCAGUACGGGUUCCUCAACAUGAUCGAUGACGGGACCAGGUUGUCUCCUGUCUUGGUCAAUCGCAAAGAAUUCCUUGCCGACUUCAGCGACUACCUCAAGCAGUAUGGAGUUGAGGUGGAGGCCAUGCCACUGGAGUCUCCCUGGAAGAAUGGGAAGGUCGAGAAGGCCGGUGGUCUGUGGAAGAACAUCUUCGCGAAGACCGUCUCGGAGAUGCAGAUCACCGGGUUGCAGGGCAUUCAGACCGCCACGAGCAUCGUCACUCAGGUCCGCAACGACUUUCCCCGGGAGAACGGCUACAGCCCGAACCAGUGGGUUCUCGGUGGCCAUGAGAUAAGGGUGCCGGGUAGCCUCCUCAGCGACUAUGAAUCUCAGCGCUUGGAGGUGCUCAAGGCCGCCGACAACCCGCAGAGCGCGAUGGCUAAGAACCCCAACAUCCGGGAAGCUGCGCGGGUCGCUCGCACGGAUCCGACGGGACAAACCGGCGACCGCAGUCAGCGGUGGCAUGGGCCUGCCCGUGUGAUCGGGAUAGAGCCCCGGAAUCCGCAUCGACUUGAAGAUCCUGAAGAGAUGACGGACGGAGCAGCGCCACAUAGCUACUGGCUUCGUUAUGGUUCCUCGGUCGUCCUCACCUCGGGAGAGCAGAUGAGCUUCGCGAACGAGGACCUGGCAGCCCACAUGGUGCCCCAGGAGAUCCAGACCGAGGAGAGCAUCCGCGGUACGGGAUGCCCGAUCCCCGUUACCGGCCUCCGGGACUACCGCCUGACCCUGGAUGGAGAUGGUGAUCAAGGCGAGAUCCACGACGACUGGCGAGUCCCGCACUACCAGCAACGGAUCCACUACCUGCCAUUGGUCCACCUGCGAACCAACAACCACCAGUCCCACGAGCACUACCACCAGACGUUGAUGGUCAGCAUGAGCCUGAACCUGCCCCAACCACGUCAGUACCACCGACGCCUCCGGGAGAACUACUACACGCAAUCCGGGACCCCGACCGUUUGGAUGGUGUUCCUGGAGCAGUCCGCACUCAGCGUCAUCGCCCUCCAGUUCCUGGUCCUUACGUCGUCGAGGAUGAGGACGGGCAGUUCCGACGGCAGUUCGACUGCGGAGGAGGACAACCAAGACCAGAACAUUCCCACCAACUUCAGGAUGGAGGAAGCCAUGCUCACCGGCAAGGCCGUUCGCUCCGAGACGAACCUCAAAGACUUAGACCCGGAGGACCGCGCCCUCUACGAUGUGAGCAUGGGCGAUGAGUGGCAGUCAUGGAUAAAGUUUGAGGCUGUGGACAUCCUCACGGAGAAGCAGAAGGAAGACCUGGACCCCGACAUCAAGGUCGUCGGGACCAGAUGGGUCCAUACGGACAAGAACAGAAAGGCCAGACUUCUGGCCCUGCGUGCUGCGCGGAAGACCGGCAAAUCAAGGUCGCAGAUCAAGAAGGAGUUCCCCAUCAAGGCCAAGAGCAGAUUUGUCGUGCAAGGAUGCCAGGAGAUCAAUAUCGGCAUCCGCAGUGACAGCCCCACGGCAUCACUCCUCGCCUUCAACCUGGUCUGCGCCGUGGCAGUGAUUCAGAAGUGGUUCGUGUUGGCCGCAGAUGCAUCAACGGCCUACUUGCAGUCGCAGGGGAUUGAUCGGGUACUCAUUUUGAGACCUCCUCGACCUCCACCGCCAGGUGUCAGUCCCCACGACCUCAUGCGCGCCCGCGGCUCCAUCUACGGCACGAAGGAUGCAGGGCGAGCUUGGUGGAAGAAGUUGAUACGUUCGCUAAGCGCUCAAGGAUGGCGCCGAUCUCGCAUUGAGUCAGCUCUCCUCUUUCUCUACGUUGAGGACUCCUUCCAGGGCAUCAUGAUCACCCACGUGGACGACCUGUUCGCGGCCGGCGAGGGAAAGGCCUAUGAUGAAUCCCUCAGGGUUCUGGAGAAAGAGCUGCACCUCACCAUCAAGCGCGGCAACUUCAGGUUCUGUGGAAAGGACCUCGUCCAGCACCCCGAUUACAAGAUCGAACUCAUCCAGAAGGAGGCCAUUGGCACCAUCGAGUACCAGGUGUUGGACAAGCGCCGCCGCAUCGUGCCCAACUCCCCGUUGUCUAAGGAGGAGAUCAGCCAGUUCCGUGCCUUGAUCGGUUCCAUGGGUUGGGUGACUCGCCAAACGCGCCCAGACCUCAUGGUGAAUGUCAGCAUGGCCAGCCAAUCAAUGAGCAGGCCACGCGUGCGAGAUGUGAUAGAAUUGAAUAAAGCCUUGAAGAUGCUCAAGGACACCGCGGACGCCAAGAUGUGCUUCUGCCCCAAUGACCAGCUGACCCUCUCCGAUACGAUCGUCUUCGUCUGUGCGGACAGUAGCCAUGCCAACGCAGAGACCAAAGCCGGAGAGAAGGUCAAGUCACAAUGUGGCUAUGUCGUCGGCCUCGCCCACAAAGACCUAGCCACGGACAAGGAGGUUCCUGUGCUCCUCCUUGAAGCACAAUCAAGUACAAUUAAGAGGGUAUGCAGAAGCACACUUGCGGCGGAGUCGAAUGCCUUCCUCAUGGGAGCUGAGGCAGCCGACUACGUCAGGUCCUUGCUCAUGGAGAUGCUGCACCCAGAUGAGAAGCUCAUCAACCUGGAGAGUGAGUACGUCAAGCGGAUGCUCCUCGUGCUCACCGACGCCAAGAGCCUGGAGAGCACCAUCGUCAAGGACGCCGGCCAGCCCACAGAGAAACGCGUCAAGAUGCUGGCGGACGUCCUCACCAAGGUUGGAUGUGAAAGAGAGCUGAUGCUCUCAGUUUUGGACCAAGGCAUCUGGGGCGUGACGCCUUCGCUGCUUGCCACCGCCAAGAAGUGCAACUUGCUGGACGACCAGCUGGUGGACGUUCUCUUGGACAGCGCCGCGGGGGGAAUAAACACCGUGGAGCGCGAGGGUGUGAGCGUGCGCCACCCCGCGCGCUUCGUGCUCAUCGGCACCUCCCACCCUGAUGAGGGCGACCUCAGGCCGCAGCUGCUGGACCGUUUCGGUCUCACCUGCAGCAUCCGCACCGCGCUGGCGGCGGAGCGGCGCAUGCAGGUCCUGUCGCGCGCCUACGAGUGGAACCAAACCCCCGAGAAGAUCGAAGCGCAGUGGGCCUCCACGGACGAGGCCUUCAAGAAGCUGGUGGUGGACUCCCGGGAGAGGCUGAAGGGCGUGAAGAUGCCGCACAAGCUGGCGCUGCAGGUGUCCACCGUGUGCUCCAAGUUGAAUGUGGACGGCCUGCGAGGGGACAUCGUCACGAAUCGUGCUGCGCGAGCCUUGGCCGCCCUUGAGCGGCGGAGCGAGGUCACCGAGGAGGACGUGCGGCGCGUGGCGCCUUUGUGCCUCCAGCACCGCCUGCGCAAGGACGUCGUGUCCGACACUCUGGACAACACAGCGCGAGUGGUCAAGGUGCUGCUGCAGGAGUUUGGGGAGGGCCCGCCACCCAUCCGCCCCGUGAUGAAGUUCCUGGAGCCCACGCCGGCGUGA
Molecule: messenger RNA, 7089 nt
Organism: Effrenium voratum
Lineage: Eukaryota; Dinophyceae; Suessiales; Symbiodiniaceae
Source: the annotation of a GenBank genome assembly